GUCGAGACAUACAUACCAUACCGGCUCUUCGAUUUUCAACUUUUUACGCAUUUGAUUUGGAACAAACCGUCAGAUCUGGAUUAAAAUCCUUAUUUUGAACAUGAGGCUGUGUGUUGCUGGGACUUGACAGCAGCUGAUCCUCCACUGUGGCAGACAGAAUGAUGCUGCCCACUCCCUGUUACUCACCCACAGCUACUAACAGGCGUGUCCCCCAGCUGAUCUGCUGCCGUAGAGAGUUCCAGAACACUCCAGAGGAGGAUGACGAAACCUCUACCCCCUGCCCUGAUAUCCACCCCGACCUCCGCUCUGACCUCCGCCCCGACCUCCACCCCGACCUCCAGCGUGACGACCCCAGCUCCAUGGCUGGCUCGGCCUUCAGCAGUCGGAGGGCGGGGCCCAGCUACACGCCGUAUCAGCCUCCUGUAGGCCUCCCAGUCGGGUACAGCCAGCCUACCCCGUUCCCCAGCCAGGCUGAUGGCUCCUGGCUUCACCCCAGCUACACCAGCGCCUGGUCUGGUCCUGGACCUGCUUACCCCAGCAGCCUGCCCUCCUGCCUCACCCCCCCAAACUACCCCAGCUACCCAGGGGAGAGCUGCUACUCCCGGGGAAGGUCCCUGCCGGGCCGUUACAGCCCUAGUAUGACCAGCCUGGAGCAGCCUCACUCCCUUCACUCCACCCCCCCCUCAGCAGGCCUCUACCACCACUCUCAGACUCCAUACACCUGCUGUGCCCAGUGCCCUGUGGAUGGCUUCAACAUGGGCCACUACCACAGCCCCCGGCCCAUCGCUGGUUACCGCCUACCCUCCAGGCCCAUGUAUAACUACAGACUGCCAGGUGCAGGCGACGUGCAAAGUGGCCACAUGAGUCCCCAUCCUAACCCCUGCAGUGCUCCGCUCUCUGUGGAACAACCCUUCAGUGCCCCGCUCUCUGUGGAACAAAUGCCCCGCUCUCUGUGGAACAACCCUUCAGUGCCCCGCUCUCUGUGGAACAACCCUUCAGUGCCCCGCUCUCUGUGGAACAACCCUUCAGUGCCCCGCUCUCUGUGGAACAACCCUUCAGUGCCCCGCUCUCUGUGGAACAACCCUUCAGUGCCCCGCUCUCUGUGGAACAAAUGCCCCGCUCUCUGUGUGCCCCGCUCUCUGUGGAACAACCCUUCAGUGCCCCGCUCUCUGUGGUACAACCCUGCAGUGCCCCGCUCUCUGUGGAACAACCCUUCAGUGCCCCGCUCUCUGUGUGCCCCGCUCUCUGUGGAACAACCCUUCAGUGCCCCGCUCUCUGUGGAACAACCCUUCAGUGCCCCGCUCUCUGUGGUACAAAUGCCCCGCUCUCUGUGGAACAACCCUUCAGUGCCCCGCUCUCUGUGGAACAACCCUUCAGUGCCCCGCUCUCUGUGUGCCCCGCUCUCUGUGGAACAACCCUUCAGUGCCCCGCUCUCUGUGGAACAACCCUUCAGUGCCCCGCUCUCUGUGGAACAACCCUUCAGUGCCCCGCUCUCUGUGGUACAAAGUAAUUACAUGAGUCCCCAUCCUAACCCCUGCAGUGCCCCGCUCUCUGUGGAACAAAUGCCCCGCUCUCUGUGGAACAACCCUGCAGUGCCCCGCUCUCUGUGGUACAACCCUUCAGUGCCCCGCUCUCUGUGGAACAACCCUUCAGUGCCCCGCUCUCUGUGGUACAAAGUAAUUACAUGA
Molecule: messenger RNA, 1688 nt
Organism: Salvelinus namaycush (lake trout)
Lineage: Eukaryota; Metazoa; Chordata; Actinopteri; Salmoniformes; Salmonidae
Product: extensin-like
Exons: 12
Coding region: 159-1688 (509 amino acids)
Source: RefSeq, a predicted model, not a curated record